Molecule: messenger RNA, 3545 nt
Organism: Cucurbitaria berberidis CBS 394.84
Lineage: Eukaryota; Fungi; Ascomycota; Dothideomycetes; Pleosporales; Cucurbitariaceae
Product: carbohydrate esterase family 4 protein
Exons: 3
Coding region: 356-3304 (982 amino acids)
Biological process (GO): carbohydrate metabolic process
Molecular function (GO): hydrolase activity, acting on carbon-nitrogen (but not peptide) bonds; chitin binding
Source: RefSeq, a predicted model, not a curated record
CAUGUACUGCUUCUAGUAUCUCCUCGUAUUCCAGGAAGUUUCUCGAGACUAGCGCUCUCGGCUCUGAGUAUAUUGUGAUGACUGCUCUGAGUUAGCGGGGACCAUUCCUCCCCCCAGGUGCGCCACGUCUCACCCUAAGCUGGCAUUGUCGGUAUAAGUAUUAGCGCCUACCUUCCUCUCUCUAGAUCUUCCUUUGUCUUGCUCGUCUUCGUACGUUCGCUGCGAUCGUCAUUCGUUUAUUCGUAUUACACCUUAAUUCUAAUCGACAUUGUCGACACAUUCGCUACCUAUCAACCUUAUCGUCGUUUCUAAAACCAAAGAAUUUAAUACUCCUACAUUACAGUUUCCACUAGAUAUGCGUUUCUCGGACUUCAUCGCCGCCUCGUUGGUGGCACCGCUCGUCGCUGCUCAUGGAGGUCUUGAAGGAGCCCCGAAAGUCUUCGGCCUACCGAAGCAUAUGAGGGCUAGGAACCCUUUCGCUACUCACGAGGCUCCUCGUGAUGCACAGCCUUACAGGGGUCUCCAUGCUCGUGACAGCACCGACGGUCGUUGUGGUCCCGAGGGUGGAAAUCAAGUUUGCGCUGCGAACGAAUGCUGCUCCGGUGCCGGAUAUUGUGGUACCUCAAAGUUGCACUGCCAGGCCCCUGACUGUUUGCUUGACUUUGGCCCGGCUUGUGAUGCGAACAAGACACCUGCUGGAACGUCCACUCGCAACGACCUUCGCCCCCAGCUUGGGAGCAUUCCAUAUGGUGGCGGUGGUAUCUAUGUCUGCGAAAAGCCCGGCACCGUUGCCCUUACUUACGAUGAUGGACCAUACCUCUACACCGAUGGCCUGCUCGACCUCCUCAAGACCAAGAAUGCCAAGGCAACGUUCUUCAUUACCGGCAACAACAUUGGAAAGGGUGCGAUCGAUGAGAACUGGUCGGGCGUCAUCCAGAAAAUGUACAACGAAGGUCAUCAAGUCGCCUCUCACACAUGGUCUCACCAGGAUCUAAGCAAGAUUACCCAGGAGCAAGUGUACGACCAGAUGAUCAAGAACGAGAUGGCCAUCCGUAACAUCAUCGGCAAAUACCCUACCUACAUGCGCCCACCCUACUCUUCUUGCACUGGACUUUGCCCGGGCAUUCUCGAGCAACUUGGUUAUGUCGUCUCGUACUUCGACUUGGAUACCGAUGACUACAACCAGCUCACUACGGAAACGAUCCAAGUCGCAAAGGAUAACUUCAAAAAGGGCAUCGAUAGCCGCAACGUGGAACCCUAUGACGGUGACAGGCUUGCCAUUGCUCACGAUAUCCACGAGCUGAGCGCUACGAACCUCACUUCCUACAUGCUCGACUACCUCUACUCCCAGGGUCUUACCGCUGUCACCAUGGGCGAGUGCUUGAACGACCCCAAGGCCAACUGGUACCGUGACUCCACGCCUGCUCCUCCUAGCACUAGCUCCACCCAAACUUCCACUGGCCCCACUGCCACCCCUACUGGUCCUACCUCGACUGACGGUGCCUGUGGCGUUUCCGGAAAUGGCCAAUCUUGCAUUGGCUUCGUUAACGGGGGAUUGCUGAGUGAGUGCUGCUCCCAGUACGGGUUCUGCGGAAACACUGAGGGUCAUUGCCAAACUGGAUGCCAGGCGGGCUUCGGAAAGUGUGGAACCCAGCCCAGCGCUUCUCCUACUCCCUCAGCCUCUGUCUCUGCUACCUCCACUGGUCCUGUUCCUACUCCUACUGGCCCUACGUCAACUGACGGCAGCUGCGGUGCUACCGGCAAUAGCCAAUCUUGCAUUGGUUUCGUUAACGAGGGAUUCCCCAGCGAGUGCUGCUCUCAGUACGGCUUUUGCGGAAAUACCCCAGGCCAUUGUGAGACUGGAUGCCAGGCCGGCUUUGGAAAUUGUGGUCCUUCUGGUAUUCAUUCCAGCGUCAUCGUGGAUAGCGUUUCGACUUCGGCCACAACCAGCUCCAGCAGUGUUACUGUUUCCUCCUCAGUCGGCACCAGCUCUUCGAGCGCCUCGUCUUCAGCCUCAGCCAGCUCCAGCAGUGUUACCGUUUCCUCCUCAGUCGGUACCAGCUCUUCGAUCGCCUCGUCUUCAGUCAUCUCGAGCUCCACCAUCGUUUCUAGCUCUUCAGUAGUUGUCAGCUCCAGUGCCAGCUCCGUCUCCACUGCUCCGUCUGCCACCCCCAGCACUUCCGGCGAACCGUCCCGUGAUGGAACUUGCGGUGGUGAGAAGGGCUACACUUGUGUUGGCUUUCAGACCAUCGAAGGUGUGCUUUCUGAGUGCUGUUCUGCGUACGGAUGGUGCGGCUCGUCCGCCGGCCACUGCGGUCCUGACUGCAACCCUGUCUACGGCAAGUGCCCUUCUGUCUCUUCAUCGGCCUCUGUCUCGUCGUCGGCUUCCGUCUCUUCGUCGGCCUCCGUAUCCCCAUCGGCCUCCGUAUCCUCGUCAGCUUCCAUCUCCUCAUCAGCCUCCGGCUCCUCAUCGGCUUCGGCCUCUUCUUCGGCUUCGGUCUCGUCCGCUUCGGUCUCCUCGGUCUCCAGCAAGCAGGACUCCACCUCUUCUGUUGCUCCUUCGUCAAGUGUCUCCUCUUCCGCGGUCGUUUCAUCUACUUCCGCUUCUACCAGCCACGCUUCGUCCACUGGGGAUUACUCUGCCUCGACCACUGUAUCUGUUACCAAGGACGGCUAUCCGACUGGCCCCGAUGUCGCUUACCCAACAGUCAGCUCUACCGUUGACCCAUCGGGCACUUCUACUGUUUCUCCCUCUGGCUUCAGCUCUGGCUCCUCCACCGUUUCCCCCAGCGGUAGCUCAGCUAGCGACCCCGCGAGCUCUUCCUACAGCGCUGUAACGCCCAGCUCCACUUCAGGCACAACCGUCAGCUCCUUCUCAGUCUACUCUGCAAGCUCAACCCCCUCUGCUGAGAAGCCUAGCUCCACUCUGGAUACGACCUCUAGCUCUAUUGCAGUCUCCUCCGCGAGCCUGUCUUCCUCAGCCGCCACGCCCAGCGCCACUUCAUCCUCGAGCUCCAAUACCAUUCCAGUCUACGCCACGAGCUCUUUCUCCACCGUUGUAAAGCCCAGCUCCACCCCUUGUGAGACCUCGACUGCUGCACCUACACCUCUUCCCAGGGUCAGCACGGACGGCAAGUGCGGAGCUGCCAACGGCGGCCAAACCUGUGCCGGGUACAAGAACCCCUUUGGCGAGUCGAUCGAGUGCUGCUGCAAGCAGAGCGGUCGAUGCUCCACUGAUCCCUGGUCGUGCAGCACUGGAUGUGACAAGGGCUUCGGUAACUGCUCUAGGUCUGGAACAUAUUAAAAAGGGUGGUAACGUGGGAAGUUGCUAAGUGUUGAUGGUUAUGUCUCUUUUUUUCAUUACUAUUCAGGAACAUUUGGGUAAUUUGCGGAGGGAUUGUUGAUUUUGUUGUAUUCGCUGAAUUACAAGGGGGUUGAUGAACAUGUGGUUAAUGUUAAAUCGACGAAGUACUCCACAUGAGAAAAAAAAAAGUCUAGUUUACAUGACAUGAAGAUGAAUUACAGACUAUUGCGCAAUCAAUCAA